AUGGGUUUGGGAAGUUACUUCAAAGCGAGCAAGCCUGCACCACCUGCAGCUACUGCUUCACCACGACAGUCGUCAACUGUCAUGACGGAAAAACCAGGUCCGGCAGAGUUUUCACAACAGUCUAGUAUGAACGCUCCACCCAGAGAUUCUCGAUAUGGCUCUUCAAGAGCUUCUCUUGCUCCAUCGAUACGAAGCAACAAGAGCUCCUUCAUCGACGAUAUCAAACAUGAAGUUAUGGUCAACUAUCUCUACCAGCAACAGUGUUCACAUCUCUGGGUCAGCGAUAGCAGCGGGGACUGCGAAGGUGUGCUGUUGAGAAAGGCUCGAAAUCACUAUCUUGCAUGCCCACCACAGCUGGCAAACUCGGUUUUGGCCAUGGCAUGUGCCGAGUUGAACGUUCAGGUAGCCAUGACCGUCAACUCGAGGGUUAUCAAGACUUUCAUGUCCUGGUCGCCAGACGCGAUAGAUGUACCGCUCAUGAACGGUCUUCGAGUCCAGAUCCUUCCCACAAUCGAUGAUAUUCCUCGAGCGAGAAAACAUCAAUUUGCUGCAUUCAUUGCUUCAGAAGCUCUACUCGUUGUCUGGGACGAUGAUCCGGCACAUUUGUUGGAACGAGCCAAGUCGAUUGAGGCUGAACUCAUGCAACUUGUUUGGCAAACUGGCGAGCAGACAGAAGAGGAGGACACCAAUGAGAAGAAGACUCCUCGUGUGACUGAGUUUGAGGUAGACGAGGAAUCUGGCGAGAUCAUUCCGGAGAAGCGACCGACAAAUUUGAUGAAUACCAUCCUCGUGGCCUUCACCUUGGUCAUCGUUGUCGUCAUGUUGGGUGCUGGUUUUCGUGCGGUGGCCAUCGAGACGAUCGUUGACAAAAACUACCUUCGAAUGGCUUUCGUUCUGCUCACCCCGGUACAGGUCUUCUUCACCUUGUUCUUUGCCCAAGUCAUUGUUGGUUGCAUUGCCCAAUGCAUUGGUCCUGUGCGUCAAAUGCAGCUCAAUUCGAAGUACUACUCCGCCAAAUGUUCGCCACGGCUGCAGAACCGCACCCUACCACACAUUACUGUGCAGUGCCCUGUCUAUAAGGAAGGUCUUGCAUCUGUCAUUGCUCCCACUGUCAAGUCAAUCAAGCAAGCUAUCUCCACCUACGAGCUUCAGGGUGGAUCGGCCAAUAUGUUUAUCAAUGACGACGGUCUGCAACUCCUUGGCGAAGAAGAACGACAAGCCCGUAUCGAAUUCUAUGUUGAUCACUCAAUUGGAUGGACGUCUCGUCCUAAGCAUGGUGUCGAUGGAUUCUUACGUCGCGGUAAAUUCAAGAAGGCAUCCAACAUGAAUUACGGUCUUAUGUUGUCUUGCAAUGUCGAAGAAAAGCUUGCACGCUAUCAACGAGGCGAAGAUUGGUCUCAAGCAGAUGAAGCUCAAGCUUAUGAAACCUGCCUCAAGGAGGUCCUCGAGGAAAAUGGACGUGCAUGGGCUGAUGGCAAUAUCCGUAUCGGUGACUACAUCCUUUUGAUCGAUUCUGAUACUCGUGUUCCCUCCGACUGCCUCCUCGAUUCCGUGUCGGAAAUGGAGCAAUCCCCCAAUGUUGGUAUCAUGCAAUUUUCCUCUGGCGUUAUGCAGGUGGUGAACAAUUACUUCGAAAACGGCAUCACCUUCUUCACCAAUCUGAUCUACACAGCCAUCAAAUAUACAGUCGCCAACGGCGACGUCGCCCCUUUCGUCGGCCACAAUGCCAUCCUUCGCUGGGCCGCCAUCCAACAAGUGUCGUACACUGACGAAGACGGCUACGAGAAGUUCUGGUCCGAAUCUCACGUCUCCGAGGACUUCGACAUGUCACUUCGUCUCCAAUGCGAUGGAUACAUUAUCCGCCUCGCUUCCUGGGCCGGGGAAGGCUUCAAAGAAGGUGUCUCCCUAACCGUGUACGACGAAUUAGCACGCUGGGAAAAAUACGCCUACGGCUGCAACGAGCUCCUCUUCCACCCAAUGCGCAAAUGGAUCUACAAGGGCCCCUUCACCCCUCUAUUCCGCCGCUUCCUCUUCUCCAACAUCCGCUUCACCUCCAAAAUCACCAUCAUCUCGUACAUUGGCACCUAUUACGCCAUCGGCGCCGCCUGGAUCAUGACCACGGCCAACUACUUCGCCAUCGGCUGGUUCAACGGCUACCUAGACAAAUACUACAUCGACAGCUGGAAGGUGUGGUUCAGCAUCGUCAUCGUCUUCAACGGGCUCGGCAACAUCGCGCUUGCGGUGAUGCGGUACCGCAUCGGAGAAAAAUCCUUCUUCGGCUCGCUCCUGGAAAACAUCAAAUGGAUCCUCAUGCUCGCCAUCUUCCUCGGCGGGCUCUCCCUUCACGUCUCCCAGGCCCUGCUGUCUCACAUGUUCGAGAUCGACAUGACGUGGGGCGCCACCAGCAAAGAGGCCGAGUUCUCCAACUUCUUCAUCGAGGUGCCCAAGGUGGUCAAGAAAUUCAAGUACUCGAUCGGCUUCGCGCUGUUCGGCAUCGCCGGCAUGAUCGUCCUGGCCACGGGCAGCUACAUCCCCUAUUCGUGGCGCAUCAAGGAUUUCGUCGCCAUCCUCCCCAUGGCCACGGUGACGGGCAGCCAUCUGUUGUUGCCGAUCGUGCUGAAUCCGGCGUUGAUGACUUUCUCGUGGUAG
Molecule: messenger RNA, 2649 nt
Organism: Endocarpon pusillum Z07020
Lineage: Eukaryota; Fungi; Ascomycota; Eurotiomycetes; Verrucariales; Verrucariaceae
Exons: 5
Coding region: 1-2649 (882 amino acids)
Source: RefSeq, a predicted model, not a curated record